This is a messenger RNA of Neurospora crassa OR74A, 921 nucleotides long. RefSeq lists its product as hypothetical. The transcript has a single exon. The coding region runs from base 122 to 643 and encodes 173 amino acids. NCBI's taxonomy places the organism in Eukaryota, Fungi, Ascomycota, Sordariomycetes, Sordariales, Sordariaceae. The record is from RefSeq and is a predicted model, not a curated record.
ACGACAACCAAUCACGUUCAGCACCCCACCUCCUUGAACCACAACGACAGCGUCAACGGACUACACUACUACUCCUCCCAAAGUCAACAUCAAUAACAAACCGAACAGAGAUAAACAAAUAAUGCCAACAGUCAUGGGCCUAACCACCGACUCCUCCUCCAAAACCACCACCACCCUCGGCAACCAAGACCUCAAAAAGCCCAACGGCGGCUCCCGCCUCGACACCAUUUCCAAACGCAACCACCACGCCGCCAAAGAAAUCGAGACCCUCUUCUGGCGAUGCUUGUGCGACGACCCCUCCGCCGCGCCCGAAUACAUGGCCGAGGACUGCAUCCUCAUCAACCCUCUCUUGUCAUCGCACCCCUCCACCACCCCGCUAUCGAAAGACAGCGAGCCGAACAUACUCGAGGUAUUCGAAAAGGCCGAACCGUGGGCUGGGUUCCGGUUCCAUGGCGAUCCGCUGGUGGUGGAGAUUGAUUUGAUGGCGGUGGCGUUGGUGUACAAGGUUAGUUUGUAUACGGUUGACAAAAAGGGCAAGGGGACGAGGGAGGUGGUGGCUAGUGUUAGUAGUAGUUGGAGGCAGACGGCGGGGGCGGAUUGGGUUUUGGUGGCGCAUCAUUGUCAGUAUGUUGAUGAUGAGUGAGUGUGGUCAGUUGGUGGAGGAGAGGGAAGGGAAGGGAUGGGAAGAAAAGGGGAGGAAUUACGAUAGGGGUUCGAUAUGGCUGAUGGAGUUUGUUGGGGGGUUCUGGUUGUGGAUGUGGAAAGCGGAUGGGUUUUCUGUGUUUUUAUUUGUUUGCUUGGUUGUCCCAUGAUGAUGAGUCUAUGAUAGGAAGCUAUGGGUUCGGAUGUUAUGUCCGUCUGUAAUUACAUCUGUAUACUUGAUGGGCUCCCUCGCGUAUGUCAAUACCUACCUAAUGCCGU